AGGAGUGACCCGGGCGGAGAGAGGGAGGGAGCAGGCUGAAUGUGAGGAAGAGGGCGGAGAGCUCAGAUACAGACGUGGGACAGAGAGAGAGAGCGGCUCUGAAUGAGAAGGAGCUGGGACGGACACCUUGGAGGUGUGAGGCGGAGUGCAGGGGGAGAGCUGGACAGACAGCCACCAACAUAGAGCCCAGCACCCCCAUACAGGAACCAUGCCCACCAACGGGAUGGAGAGGAGAGCCCUCAAAUAUGAGCAGACCCUGAUGUAUGGUCGGUAUACACAGGACCUUGGAUUGUUUGCUAAAGAAGAGGCAGCCCGAAUACGUCAACAGAAAGAGCUUGGCAAACCAACUGGAGAAGACAAACCACGAGGAGCAGAGCUGAGAGAAUAUGAUGAAAGUCGCUGUGCCAAGUGCAGAAUCUGCUGCGUGCACUCUCAGCGGCUUGUGCUGUCUCGUGUGGGUGAGGACUGGAUAUUCCUCAUUCUUCUGGGCUUGCUGAUGGCACUGGUGAGCUGGGCCAUGGACUACGCAAUUGCUGUAUGCUUACAAGCUCACAAGUGGAUGUAUGGAGGUCUGGAAAGUAAUGUUUUUCUUCAGUAUUUGGCCUGGGUCACGUAUCCUGUCGUCCUAAUAACUUUCUCUGCUGGGUUCACACAGAUUCUUGCCCCACAGGCUGUCGGUUCUGGUAUACCAGAGAUGAAAACUAUCCUUCGUGGGGUGGUCUUAAAAGAAUAUCUCACUCUCAAAACAUUCAUUGCCAAAGUCAUUGGGCUGACGUGUGCCCUUGGCAGUGGGAUGCCAUUAGGCAAGGAGGGCCCAUUUGUUCACAUUGCCAGUUUGUGUGCUGCUCUUCUAAGCAAGAUCAUGUCUCUGUUUGGAGGAAUAUAUGAGAACGAGUCUCGUAACAUUGAGAUGUUGGCUGCUGCCUGCGCUGUAGGUGUUGGAUGUUGUUUUGCUGCUCCUAUUGGAGGAGUCUUGUUCAGUAUUGAGGUCACUUCUACAUUUUUUGCCGUGAGAAAUUACUGGCGUGGUUUUUUUGCUGCCACUUUCAGUGCUUUCAUAUUCAGAGUUCUCGCCGUGUGGAACAAAGAUGAGGAGACAAUCACAGCACUAUUUAAAACCAGAUUCCGUCUCGACUUUCCUUUUGACCUACAGGAACUCCCAGCAUUUGCUGUGAUUGGGAUCGCCAGUGGUUUUGGGGGUGCUUUGUUUGUUUAUCUAAAUCGCAAGAUUGUAGAGUGUAUGAGAAAACAGAAGACAAUCAACAAAUUUCUAAUGAAAAAGCGUCUCUUGUUUCCUGCUUUGGUAACGCUGCUUGUAGCAACUUUGACAUUUCCUCCGGGAUUUGGACAAUUCAUGGCUGGCCAGCUAACACAGAAGGAGACCUUAGUAACCCUGUUUGAUAAUUGCACGUGGGCUCAGCAGGGCAUCUCCGAGGACUUUAUGUUCAAGGACUUCUCCAGUGCUUGGAAACACCCCAAGACUAAUGUCUUUGUCACUCUGGUGAUAUUCAUUGUAAUGAAGUUCUGGAUGUCUGCUUUAGCCACUACAAUCCCAGUGCCAUGCGGGGCGUUCAUGCCAGUCUUUGUGAUUGGUGCUGCUUUUGGACGGCUGGUUGGGGAAAGCAUGGCUGCCUGGUUUCCUGACGGUAUUCAUACUGAUGGAAGCACAUACAGGAUUGUGCCUGGAGGCUAUGCAGUGGUUGGUGCCGCAGCUCUCUCUGGUGCUGUGACACACACAGUGUCUACGGCUGUGAUCGUAUUCGAACUCACAGGGCAGAUCUCUCACAUUCUUCCGGUGAUGAUCGCUGUCAUCUUGGCUAAUGCCGUGGCUCAGAGUCUACAGCCUUCUCUCUAUGACAGUAUUAUCCGAAUAAAAAAGCUACCAUACUUGCCAGAACUAGGCUGGGGGCAUCAGGAAAAGUAUAAUGUGCGAGUUGAAGACAUAAUGCUGAGGAACAUCCCUUUUGUGACUUUGAAUUCCAAAUAUCGUGAUCUUCAAGAGCUCUUAUCUAAUUGCCGAAUGAAGGAUCUGGCCCUGGUGGAGACUGCAGAGUCUAUGAUAUUGCUUGGCUCCAUUGAACGAUCUCAGUUGGUGUCUCUGCUCCGAUUCCAACUCAGCACCAAGCGGCGCCUGCAGCAGCUUCGAGAUGGAGGGAACGACCUGAAGAAGGAGUCUGAGAGCACUGUGAGAUUUCAGAUAGCAACAGAACAAACCACAUUUUCACCUUCGCGGGGUGAGAGUUGUAAGCCUCUAAAGCCAGCAUUAAAAAGAACUACAAGUAGCCUAAGUGAACAACCAGGAGAUGAUGCAGAAAACUCUGUAGCUGCUUUAAAAAGCAUUUUCUGUGCUAAAGACUUCAGUGAACCACUGGAGUCUCCUGUGAAUUCCGAGUCUCCCACAAAGUUAAAAUUAAAACGGCGGCCACGAUGUUUGGGGGGUGAAGAUAUGGAGGAGAUAGACACUAUGACACAAUCACAGGUUCUGGAAUGGGAGGAACUUCAACUGGAUGAGCCAAUCAACUUUAACAACUGCCAGAUAGACCCUGCUCCUUUCCAGUUGGUGGAGAGAACCUCCUUACAUAAGGCACACAAUGUCUUUUCAUUACUUGGGAUGGAUCAUGCAUAUGUAACGAGCAUAGGACGCCUCAUUGGAAUGGUGACCCUGAGAGAGCUCCGUAAAGCCAUUGAAGGUUCCGUGACUGCUAAGGGGGCAAAAGUACGCCCACCACUCGCAAGCUUCAGAGAUAGCGUUACAAGCAGCAGUGAGACAGAGACCACUAAUAUUACCAAACUGUGGGAGAGGAGCCGUCGGCACCUUCUUCCACGUGAAUCAAGCCCAUCUGACAGCGAUGACAAAUGACAUGGACUCCCUCACUAUCCCAUCACCACCACUAUCUUAAGUCCAUUUAUCACCUCUUCCCUAGCAGGGAGAUGAUUGUAUUCUGACACCUACAUGUAGAUGUUCAUCAGACUGAAAACCCGAAAAUAACAACCGGGUAUCUGUCUUCCAUCCCCCCACAGGGGAGCUGCAGAAAGUGGGUUUCAAAGACAUGGACUUCCUCUACAAAGCCAUCCAGUUGCAUUUUAAAAGAGUGAGUCCAGUAAUUGAUGAUUACAAGAACUGUGUACAAGAUGGGAAUUACUACUACAUGGGCUGUAUGAACUGACAGGAGCUGGCCUCCCACAAAUAAUUUAAUGCACUCCCUACAGCCUCACUCCUGCCAUAGGGAGAAUGCAUAACACUGCCACUAAUUUUAUUUUUUAUUAAUAAAGAGUUUUAAUAUAGUAUAUGAUCAAAGCUUAGUUCAGCCUCUGCCUUCCUGGCUAGCCGAAGAUGCAGGAGUCCUACUACCUCCAACACAAAUAUCAACAUACAUCUUUAUCUUUACAGAGAAACAAAUAAGUAUUCUGCACACUGUCACAUACGUGACUCUUCCAAGACAUUGUUUUCGGCUGUUCUAUGCAGAAUAGUGUCCUUCACCCAGCACUAAAGGGAUCCUCACCUUUGUAAUAACUUGGGAUGUCAAAGACAAGUUACCUUUCAACAUUUCAAUGCCACAGACAAAAAAUAUUUCGAAGUCGAAAUGCCUGAUGGCAUAUAUGUCACCUUACCAGUGUUAAAAAAUAAAAAAUGCACAUGCCAACUAAUUUAAACCUUCAGAUGCUGGUGGACCAAUAAUGCAUUUGAGAUAAUAAAAUUAUGAAUUAGUAAAUAUGUAUAUUUUAAUUAAACUGAAUGGAAAAUGG
This is a messenger RNA of Pelobates fuscus (common spadefoot toad), 3747 nucleotides long. It is a transcript of the gene CLCN2, whose product is annotated as chloride voltage-gated channel 2. Lineage: Eukaryota; Metazoa; Chordata; Amphibia; Anura; Pelobatidae. Gene Ontology annotation, cellular component: plasma membrane. The record is from RefSeq and is a predicted model, not a curated record. The transcript has 24 exons. The coding region runs from base 209 to 2860 and encodes 883 amino acids. Gene Ontology annotation, molecular function: voltage-gated chloride channel activity. Gene Ontology annotation, biological process: chloride transport; transmembrane transport.